Molecule: messenger RNA, 2099 nt
Organism: Cannabis sativa
Lineage: Eukaryota; Viridiplantae; Streptophyta; Magnoliopsida; Rosales; Cannabaceae
Product: cysteine-rich receptor-like protein kinase 46
Exons: 8
Coding region: 138-2072 (644 amino acids)
Biological process (GO): protein phosphorylation
Molecular function (GO): protein kinase activity; ATP binding
Source: RefSeq, a predicted model, not a curated record
AGUAGACAAAGAAACUAUACCAACAGACAAAGCAAAUUCUUUAUUUUUUUUUUCUUUUCAAUAAAAAUAAAAAUGAAGAGAAAGAAAACCGCAGAGUAUCUCUGUUAAUAUCGUCCAUAAUCAGAAUUGGGUCUUGUAUGGCAGGGUUGGUUAGGAGGCCAUUAUUGAUGUUGUUUCUUGUAAUGGUUUGGUAUGUAAAUGUAAUGGUACUAUUAUCAAAAGCAGAACCUCUAUUAGAGUUGGUGACACGUGUGUGCAGAGAGGAUCGUGUGGAUAACAAUACUGUUUAUGCUCAAAACUACGAUCUGAUAUUGAAUAGAUUGGCAGAAGGUAUGUCUCUUAAAGGUUAUUCGUUUGGGGAAAUGGGAGACCCACCUAAUCGUGUGUUCGUCUUCUCUCAAUGCAUGGGUGAUCUCAACAACAAGGAAUGCAGCAUGUGUUUUAAUGAGAUUAAGGAUAUCUUGUCUGGUUGCUUUCCUUCUUCUGGGGGUCGUAUUUUUUAUAAUGGUUGCUUUAUUAGAGCUGAGAAUUAUAACUUCUUUAAUCACACAGUUGAGCCUGAUGAUUUAAGGAGAUGUAGUGAUGGACUUGAUCUGAGAGAGGAAUACACGGAGAUAGGAAGGAAACAAAUUGGGAAUUUGGUGAGGGUAACAAUGGAGAAUAAUGGGUUUGGAGCAGUGUAUAAGAAAGCUGGUGAAGUGUCUUUUUUUGCUGUUGCUAUGUGUUGGAGGACUCUCAAUAGUUCAUUGUGCGAGGAAUGCAUACAAAAUGCCGCAGAUAGUUGCGUUGCAUGCCUACCCGCUGCCGAGGGUCGUGUCCUUAAUUCCGGAUGCACUGUGCGUUAUGCUGAUUAUGAUUUUGGCAACAAGCCCGAUGUCCGUAGAGCCAAAGAAAUUCUAUUGACGUACGCUACAUAUGUUCUUGUGGGGUUGGCAGUUAGUGUAUUUGUGGUAAUGGUUGGUGUGUAUGCCGGUAAAGCUGCUUACAAACGAAAAAUUCGCCGCUUGAAGAAAUUAGCAAAAGGACGACGGCUGGACAUAGUAGCAUCAAAGAAAGGUUCAAAGUUUUUGGAGUUCAACCACUCAACACUUGAAAAGGCAACAGAAGGCUUUAAUGAUGCCCACAAGCUUGGUGAAGGAGGUUUUGGAGAAGUAUUUAAGGGUACUCUUGCUGAUGGUAGAGAAAUUGCAAUAAAACGUUUAUUUGCAACUGGGAAAAGUCAAGCAGAGGAAAUAUGCAACGAAAUUGAUAUAAUAAGUAGUGCUCAACACAAAAACUUGGUUAGAUUUCUUGGUUGCUGCUUUACUGAUUCAAACAGCUUUCUUGUUUAUGAAUUCCUUGUCAACAAGAGCCUUGACCAAUUCAUAUUUGAUUCUGAGAGGAGCAAAGAAUUAGACUGGAAAAAGAGGCUUCAAAUUAUCAUUGGAUCAGCAGAGGGUUUAGAGUACCUCCACAAAGGUUGUCAAAUGAGGAUAAUUCAUAGAGAUAUUAAAGCUAGCAACAUUUUAUUAGAUUCGAAAUGGAAACCGAAAAUUGCAGAUUUCGGCUUAGCAAGAUUUUCUUCAUCAGCUACCAGUUAUGUUCCUGGUGUUACUAUUGCUGGAACAUUUGGUUACUUAGCUCCUGAAUACUUAGCACAAGGAAGAUUAACUGAAAAGGUUGAUGUUUAUAGCUUUGGAGUUCUUGUGUUGGAGAUAGUUAGUGGUGUGAGGAACAACAAAUUGAGAUCCCAUGACACUUUUGAAACUCUAGUGGCUCAUGUAUGGAAACACUACCAAUCAAAUACAGUGUCAGAGAUCAUAGAAAAAAGCUUAGCAGAAGAAGACUUUGAAGAAGUUGAAAGAGUUGUUCAAGUGGGAUUAUUGUGCACACAAGAAGUACCAUCUUUACGUCCUAACAUGGCAAUGGUAAUUCAAAUGCUUAAACAAAAUGAUUCUGAAUUGCCAACACCAACAAAGCCUCCUUUCAUUGAUGAAAAUUUGGAGUUAUCUUCUUCAUUUGAUUCUUGUCGAUGGCAACCUUCUUGUAUAUCCGAUUUAUGUUCACCUAUUGAGAGAGAUUCAAAUAUAUAAUAAUAGAAACAACCCCCAUAUUUCUUU